GGCAGAAUGCUUGUUCUCUGAGGUCGCGAGGUGUGCUUCCUUGUUCUGGUCGAGCGUGCCUGCCCGUUGUAGCUUCUCGUCCCAAUCGGGGUCAGCGCGACUUCCCUCGAAGUAGGAGCGGCGGCAGACCUUGCUCAACGAUGCUGGACCUGAGCGAACGCGUGCUUCUUCCUUCAUACAACACCUGUAGUUUCGUAAGUAUGCCUCCCGCCUAAAGAUACCAGCUAACAUCGUCGCAGUCGCACUCAGUCUAUCAGACGUAAGCACGGACCUACAAACAUGCCUCCCGCACUCGCACAAUCGACACUCACGUCGUUUGUGAAAGUGACUAGCAAGAGGGAUGCCCCCCAUGACGAGCGCUCAAGCUCUGUCCCAACAAGGCCUUCUCGAAGGCGUCGUCCAGUAGUCUUUGACUCGGAUGAUGACUUGGAUGAAGGUGCUUUCCCGUCGCCCACUGGUGCAGCAUCGACUGCCCGUGGGAGGGAGUAUGCUACGGCCUCUACUCCAAAUGCUGUGGCUUCUGCUACGGAUAUGCGAUCCCCUCACCGGGCUCUCGCUGCAUCUGAUGCCCCUGAAAGCGAAAUGCUGAUGGGUGACGAGGAUGAAGUCAUCGCGGAGGUUGUUGCAGCAAUGGAUGCAGUACCCGAAGCAGACGAGGAGAUGGACGAGGAAGAUGAAUACUUCCCCGGCCCGGAUCCUAACAUCGCGGAGGAGGACGUGGAUGCUAUGUGCAAUCAUGACCUCUCUUCAGAUCUCGAACUCGACGACGUCGAGGUCAACCCGGACUUUGCGCGUAAACUACGCAUUGUCUUGGAUGGCUUUUGCGAGUGGGGUAAGAGCAUAAGUCAUUCCGACUUCGUUGCGACGUCCGAACAAGACCGUCCAUUCACCCUCGGGGUUUGGAAGCUCCUGCAGGAUGUUAGCGUGGAAUUCUUGCUUGGUCUAUACUUGCAAGCUGUUCCGAUUGAAGUUCAAGAGCUCUUCCUCAAAAAGGAAUGGUGUCUUGAGGACUUACUUUCACUUCCCAAAGUGAAUGAGGGUGACAAGCAUGAUCAGGGACUGUAUGGGAAUUUCCCAACUGGUAACCUGGCUUUUGCUUCGAAAAUUGGGUGUGAGGCUUACGUUGGGUCCACUGGUGAGCUCUUGAAGCGAAUCAUUGAGCACCUGGAAAUCGCAAGACGACAUUCUGCCAACGCUUUGCCGGAGCGUUAUCGGGGCAGUCUACAUUACAAGACUACGUGUCGUGCUGAUGUCGACUGUAAUUUCCGAAAACUUGCCGGGUUCAAGCGGGAUAUCCCACAAGGAUACCUUGUGGUUUUGGAGAGCGCCUUUAUGGUGCUUUUCGGAACUUACAAUUACCCGGGCUACUAUGCCAAAUGGGCCACACAGUCUUCCUACAAGUUGGCAAGGGACAUUCGAGCACGUCUUGAUGUUCCAGCCAUUCCAUGGAGGGGAUUGAAUGCGUCGUUGCCCCUACGUCAGGGUUUCGUUGCUCGUGGUCCCAAGCUACCAUCAGAAUGCCGCAACCCAGAGUGCAAACUGAUGACCUAUCCGCGCUCGGCUAUGCCGGAUGGACCUAAGCACCCUCGCGUGCUUGCUGAUAUCAAGAACCCUUUGGGUGGCGGAUACUUUUGCAGGCGCUGCGACAGCUACCGAGAACGCCGUGGAGUGUUGCCCGACAACGCUUCACUGGUCAAGCUCACUACUCAGUACAACCUCGAGGUUGGCAAGAGUAACCUGCGUCAAGCCGGCCAACCCGUCAUCUGCUAUAACUGUAGAAGCGUGGAAGCCGCGAGUGGCGCUGCAAAUAGUGCCAGGGGCUACGGGACUAGACACAUUGCUUCAAAUGGUCAUGUUCGUUGUAGUGCUUGUGACGCAUAUCUGCGCAAGUUUGGUCGUGAGCGCGAUCCAGCUUUCGAAACGGCGAGAGCCUUUCGUGAGCAGAUCAAAGCCCAUCGCAAUGCUGGCCAACCGGUUCACUGCGCGCAUUGUCGCAAAGUUGAGCCGAGCGGUCUUGCAAAGCCUUGGAGAUGCACCAAGCUAGCCCACUUGGUUUGCAACUGGUGCUACGAUCAUGGCUACAGAUGAGGAAGUCCUGGAAAGCAGUUGUGUUCUGUUCGCCGGUACGGUACUCAAAAAAUGUUUACAAUCGUCCUUUCCAAGACAUCUCGGCAAGCUAGAUAUGUUCUACUUGCCGGUGCGGUGUAAAAACCGUACGGGCUGACGAAGUCGGAUCUGCUACCUCCCCGUGUAGAGUCUUUGUGCUCUCGGUGUUGCCCGGAAACAGCUCUAAAAUUAUUUCUAGAGGCUGGCCAAAGCAGAACGCAUCUUGUAUUGUAGCUUCAUUACGUUUCGGAGUUGUUU
Alternaria rosae is the source of this 2364-nucleotide messenger RNA. RefSeq lists its product as uncharacterized. The coding region runs from base 280 to 2088 and encodes 602 amino acids. The transcript has a single exon. The record is from RefSeq and is a predicted model, not a curated record. NCBI's taxonomy places the organism in Eukaryota, Fungi, Ascomycota, Dothideomycetes, Pleosporales, Pleosporaceae.